Punica granatum (pomegranate) is the source of this 549-nucleotide messenger RNA. NCBI's taxonomy places the organism in Eukaryota, Viridiplantae, Streptophyta, Magnoliopsida, Myrtales, Lythraceae. The record is from RefSeq and is a predicted model, not a curated record.
AUGGAGCACGCAGAAGCGAUCGUGAGUCUCCUAGAUUCAUGCUGGUUUGAGCAGGAGAUCUUCGCGAAGAGGGCUCCUACGUCGUCAUCUGGGUCGAUUGUCCUAGAUCGGGAUCAAGAAGUCACAGAGCGAUCAUCGGAAUCAAGAAUUGAAGAGAUCACCCGGGUCUCGUCGGCCCUAUCGAGGUCCAUGAGCGACCAGCUAAGCUUGCGGGCGAGCUUACUGUCGGAUUCGCCAUCGCCCAACUCGGUCCUUCGACCGCUGGCCCAUCUCCACCCGGUUGAGUCCGGGAAGGAGAUCUCAGAGGAAGCUUUAUCCGGAUUCCAGAAACAGGGGACUGGUGUAUCUGUGAAUUCACGGCAGAGCAAGAGGUGGGACGACCGGAGGAGGAUGAAGAACAAGAAGGCUCUCAGCAAGAGCCUGUCGGAUCUCGAGUUCGAGGAGCUAAAAGGGUUCAUGGAUCUUGGGGGUCAAGGUAGAGGUUUGAAGGUCUCGAAGGGAGCUCUCGUGCUGAUGAUGAGGGUGUUACAAGAGCAGUUAUAUGUUUAG